Cyanistes caeruleus (blue tit) is the source of this 2777-nucleotide messenger RNA. It is a transcript of the gene FASTKD5, whose product is annotated as FAST kinase domains 5. Gene Ontology annotation, molecular function: RNA binding. Gene Ontology annotation, biological process: regulation of mitochondrial mRNA stability; mitochondrial RNA processing. Gene Ontology annotation, cellular component: mitochondrial matrix; ribonucleoprotein granule. The record is from RefSeq and is a predicted model, not a curated record. Lineage: Eukaryota; Metazoa; Chordata; Aves; Passeriformes; Paridae.
AGGCGAAAGGGGCAGGAGGAGGAGGCGGCGGCGGCGCCGGAGCGGCCCCGUACCUGGAAGCAGUUCUGAGCCCCAAUAAGUUGAGAUCCAUGGCUACGGUGCUAAUGUGCCGAAGAUUCCCCAGGCUGAGCAGGGUGACAGCGCUUUCGACCACAGCCGAGCGCAAGGCCGAGCGUGGAAGCAGCAAGAGCAAGAAGGAAAAGCGAGAUAAGCCAGGAGCAGCCAAGACUGGGAGCGAAGCCGGGGUUACAAUCCAGCUGCUGAAGCCUCAGGACUACAGAGUGUUGUUUGAUCCAGCUGCCCAUGGCAAAGGCAGGGCUGGCUCCCAGCAGCACGUGGAUAGGGACAGCAGCCAGGCCCUCGGUGACACCUUCACCGGCCCUGGCACCGUGCAGGCUCCAUGGACAUUCCCCACUGCCUCUUCCCAAGCUUUGUCACCCGUCAGGAAUGCCCUGCCCCAGCCCAAGUCCAGCCCACACCUGGAGCAGACAAUCCUGGCCAUGCUGUACAAGGAGGAAGCAGAGAAGGAAAAACGGGAAGUGCACGACUCCAAGGAGGACCCCCGCAUGUUCCAGAAGGGGAGGCCCGAGUACAGAUCUCUCAGCUGUGACAGAGCUGAGCCAGCACAGCCCCUCCCUGCAGAGGAGGGGGACUCGAUUUUACAGAGUGUGGCCGGGUGUGAGGGCAGCCCGGGAAUUCUCACGGAUUAUUUCCUCAAGCUGAGCCGUUUGCCGGCGGAGCGACGCGCGGCGCUGGCGUCCGAUCCCAGGUUCAGUGCCCUGUGUCACCGUGCUGGCACGGCCAUCAGGCUGUUCAGCACCCCAGAUCUCAUCCAGAUUUUAAAGGCUUGUGUCCCUUUGGCCGUGCCAGCCUCCCACCCCCUGCUCAACGCGUGCGAGGCCGAGUUCUGCCGGCGGGCGUGGGACAUGGGCCUGGAGCAGCUGCUGCUGGUGGCGGAUUGCUGGCGCUGCCUGGACCGCAGCGUGCCCUCCUACCUGGCCAUUCUGUUCAGCUAUGCCAACCUGCACUGGAAGGACCUCACCUUGCCCAGGUUUGUGCAGCUCCUUUACAUCAUCGGGGAAGGCCGAAGGUCGCCCGCGGAUUUGGUGCAGAAGGUGGAGAACACCAUCCUGAAGCACUUAGAUGCCUUCACCUUGGAGGAGCUGGGUGCCAUCUGCUUGGGGCUCUUCAAGUCCCUCAGUGGGAUUUCUGACCACGUCAUGAGGAGGAUUGCAGACAGGGUGUCCCUGCAGAUGGAGGACAUGAGCACCUACGCCUUGGUGAACGUGCUCAAGAUGCUCCGCUACACCCGCAUCGACCACCUGCCCCUCAUGAGGGAGCUCGGAAAGGUCAUUCCUGCUCGGAUUCCUGCAACAAACAUCCAGGGCAUCAUGCACAUCACUCUCACCUAUUCAUCCCUGCACUUCUUUGACGAGGAUGUUUUGACUGCUGUAGCCACCUCAUUGCCUUCCAAGGUGUCCUACUGCCGGAGCAAGGAUGCUGCCAAAUUCCUGUGGUCGUUUGGGUGCCUGGACUACGAACCUCCCAACGAGGAGUUUUACUCCAGCCUGAUAAAGCAAUUGCAUGCAAAACUCCAUGAGUUCAACAAGUUUCCAGAGCAUCUCCUUACUGCUCUGCUUGGCCUGGCAUUUGUCAAACGUUUCCCAGAGGAGCUGAUAGACUUUGCUUUGGGGGAGGAGUUUGUCCAGAAAACCAGAGGUAGCAAAUACGAGCUCGACAAGGACCUGUUCACCCUGGGUAGGAGCGUUGAAAUUGAGUGCCCGACCUACCAAGGCAGCCUCCUCCCACCUCAGCUUUGUCAAGAGUUCACUGAGAUGGUUUCAAGCUUUGCAGAACGGGAAAUCUACGUCAGGCCUGAAAUCUUGGAAGCCACAUCCCUCCUCGAAAGCAUGUUGGGAGGCCCUGAGUACGUGAAGAACCACAUGAUCCUGCCCCACACCAGGUCCAGCGACCUGGAGGUGCGUUUGGCCACCGAUGGACAUCCCAUCCCUUUCAAUUUCAAGGGUCCUGUGGCAGCCCAGAAGCUGAAAGAUGUGGGAGUUAGUCUGACAGAUGAUUUAAUGGCUCAGCUCCUCCAGGGGAGAGCUCAUACCCAGAGUCCCACGGAAGUGGGAAGUGAAGCCAGGAUUCCCGGACAGGACACAGCAGGAGCACCGUGCUGGGGUGCAGCCCUUCCUGCAGCUUCCAAAUCCCAGGCUGAGCCUAAACCAGGGCGCUGGCAGCCUCGGGAAGUGAGGCUGGCACUGCAGGUGUCCAACAGGAACCACUUCUGCUACGGCUCCAAGCGGCUGCUGGGGCUGCACUGCCUGAAGCGGCGGCAGCUGCGGCUGCUGGGCUACGUGGUGGUGGAGAUUCCCUUCUGGGAAUGGUUCCCUCUGCUCAAGCGCACGCGCUCCGAGAAGCUCAGCUACCUCCACUACAAAGUGUUCUGCCCGGAGCUGCUCAGCAGGGCUGGCUAGUGGGGGCAAGGGCUUGCCCAGAGCCUCCCCAGUGCAUCUCCAUGGCUGGCACUGGCUGAAAGGAGGGUGCAGCCAGGUGGGGUUCAGGCUCUGCUCCCAGGGAGCAAGAGGAGGUGGCCUCAGGGUGGUCCAGGAGAGGUUUAGGUUGGCUAUUAGGUCUCUGGGUGCUGGCUCAGUUUUUGGCACGUGCUCUGUGUGGUUGUUUCUGCUCUGGUGACGUCUGUACUUCCCGUGCUCUCCUUUUGUACCUGGAUCCUCAAAUGCUUCCACCACAAAUAAAACCUGCUAAUGAUUCAU